Drosophila innubila is the source of this 690-nucleotide messenger RNA. Its product is annotated as protein FAM136A. The transcript has a single exon. Gene Ontology annotation, cellular component: cytoplasm. NCBI's taxonomy places the organism in Eukaryota, Metazoa, Arthropoda, Insecta, Diptera, Drosophilidae. The coding region runs from base 122 to 523 and encodes 133 amino acids. The record is from RefSeq and is a predicted model, not a curated record.
AAACAUUGAACUCAUAUAUGAACUUUGUUUCUCCAUAAAGUUGCCUGCUGUAUAUUCUGAAAUAUUAAAAAAAUUUAUCUGAAAAUUGUAAUACACAAAUACGCAUAAAGUCUCAAGCAAAAUGAACGAUAAUACCAAUCUUGGUGAGCAGCGUGAACGCAUUGAUAAUGCACUAAUUAAUGCCAUCGAUGACAUGGAUCGAGAGCAUCUGCGCAAAUUGCAGCUAAAGAUGCACGGUUGUGCCAAACGCUGUUGUGCCGACAUAGACGCCAGUGCAGAUGCCGUGCAACGUUGCGUGGAUCGUUGCCAGUUGCCGCUGACGCGUGCACGUUGCUAUGUGCAACAAGAGUUAGCCGAAUUCGAGUCGCAGCUGGAUCAUUGCAUGCGCCAGUGUGAAGUGCUGGCCAAUGAAGAUUCUGGCCGUCAAUCUGAUCGCUGCUCAUUGGACUGUGUCGAUAAGUAUGUGGCGUUAUUGCCGGAAUUAUUGAGCGCUAUGCGGGUUACUCUAGAGAAGGGCUUAUAACACAGUCAUAUACACACACACACAUACUAUACAUAUAAUUAAAAAAUUAAUUAAAAAUGUCGCACUUAAAUCAGUGCCAGACUCGGCCAGCUCCGGUUGUCGGCUUGGCGUAUAAAUAGCAGUGUCUGUAACUAGUAAACAGUCAGUAAAAAGCAAACCUUUAAAAC